Molecule: messenger RNA, 444 nt
Organism: Scleropages formosus (Asian bonytongue)
Lineage: Eukaryota; Metazoa; Chordata; Actinopteri; Osteoglossiformes; Osteoglossidae
Product: myoglobin-like
Exons: 3
Coding region: 1-444 (147 amino acids)
Biological process (GO): oxygen transport
Cellular component (GO): extracellular exosome
Molecular function (GO): heme binding; oxygen binding
Source: RefSeq, a predicted model, not a curated record
AUGUCUGAUUUUGAUCUGGUUCUGAAAUUCUGGGAUGCCAUUGAGGCUGACUACACUGCAAUCGGAGGGGAGGUUCUUACCCGUCUGUUCAAGGAUCACCCAGACACCCAGAAGCUGUUCCCAAAGUGUGCCAACAUCCCACCUAGUGAGGUGGCUGGCAAUGUAACAGUUGCCGCCCAUGGUGCCAUAGUGCUGAGGAAACUGGGAGAGCUGCUGAAGGCCAGGGGAGACCAUGCAUCCAUCCUCAAGCCUCUGGCCACAACCCAUGCCAACAUACACAAGAUCAGCCUCAAUAACUUCACGCUGCUCACUGAGGUCAUUGUGAAGGUUUUUGCAGAGAAGGCAGGCCUUGGAGCAGAUGGACAAGUUGCCCUGAGGAAUUUGAUGGGUGUGGUUGUAGCUGACAUAGGUGGCUUCUACAAGGAGCUUGGUUUCCAGGCAUGA